Molecule: messenger RNA, 1638 nt
Organism: Alosa alosa (allis shad)
Lineage: Eukaryota; Metazoa; Chordata; Actinopteri; Clupeiformes; Clupeidae
Gene: chtf18
Product: CTF18, chromosome transmission fidelity factor 18 homolog (S. cerevisiae)
Exons: 13
Coding region: 1-1566 (521 amino acids)
Source: RefSeq, a predicted model, not a curated record
AUGACGGCGGCCAUCAGCGUGCUAUUGGCUACUCUGAACAGGAAGGAGAGUCGUGAGGAGGGCGAAUCAGGAACCAACGCCCUGAAGAAGAAGAAGAAGAAAGAGACCGUCCUCCUUCGCCCAAUCAUCUGCAUCUGCAAUGACCUUUAUGUCCCAGCACUGCGACCUCUGCGGCAGCAAGCCUUCCUAUUGGCCUUCCCUCAGACUCAACCCUCGCGCCUCACACAGAGAUUAGCGGAGAUCUCUCGGUUUCAGGGCAUGAAAGUAGACACUGGCACCUUGAUGGCUCUUUGUGAGAAAACUGAUAACGACAUCAGAGCCUGUCUCAACACCCUGCAGUUCCUGCACGGGCGUGGUCAGAGGCAGCUGGACCAGCGUGCGGUGACCAGUGUGUGUGUCGGACAGAAGGACCAGAACAAGGGGCUCUUCACCGUGUGGCAGGAGAUCUUCCAGCUGCCGCGCACCAAGAGGAAGCGGAUUGGCACGGAGGCCUUGGAGGAGGCGUGGCUUAAUGAGGGAGCGCAAAGACUACAGCACAUCCUGCAUCUGGUGUCCUCGACGGGGGAGAACGAAAAACUCACACAGGGUCUGUAUGAUAACUUCCUGAACAUGAAGCUGAAGGACCCCAGCCUGCGGGGUGUGUGUGAGGGGCUGGACUGGCUCUGCUACGCGGACGUUCUGAAUGACCACGUGUUCCACACCCAGAACUACUCGCUCAUGAGAUACACACCCUUCCUGCCCGUCGCAUUCCACCUGCUCUACGCACACACACACACCCCCCGCAUCAACUACCCGUCCAGCCACUAUGAGGUAUACACACACACCCAGAACAUGAGGAAUGCGGUGGUUGCCAUGUUGGCUGAGAUUCCCCCGGCCAUGCGGAGUCGCUUGGCCCUGACCACCCUCUGCCUGGACAUGCUCAGCCUUCUGCUGGACCUCAUCUCCCCAAAACUACGCCCUGUGAAUCCCCAGCUGUACAGCUCCCGAGAGAAACAGCAGCUGUGUGAGCUGAUCGACACCAUGAUCAACUACAACCUCAGUUAUAGACAGGACCGCACUCAGGAAGGACAAUACACAUACGUACUGGAACCUAACGUGGAGGAGGUGGUGCGGUUUCCAGGGCUGCCCCCACGGCGACAGCUGACCUAUCAGGUGAAGCAGCUCAUCGCCAGGGAGACAGAGCUGGAGAGGAUGAGGAGAACCGAGAGAGCACAGCAGAGACGCAACACACACACGAGGGAAGACCCACAGGAAGUGAAGAAAGACAAACAGGAAGUGAAGACAGACAAUCAGGAAGUGAAGAGAGUCUCUAGCAAGAACCAUCAACAGCGUCUAGAGAACAUCGUCAAACAGACUGUGGUGGAAAUCAGGCCAGAAGUGGACUUCUUUGGCCGUACCAUCAUACCAAAAGGGAAGCCCACCACCACUUCAACAACAGAGGCCAGUAAAGGGGGCAUGGUUUUGCAAAUUGGCCGUGCUGUGGGGAACAGUGACGUUUGGUUUCGCUUCAACGAGGGCGUGUCCAAUGCUGUCAGACGCAAUGUGUAUAUCCGGGAGCUGCUCUGAGAGUGUGUGUGUGUGUGUGUGUCUGUAAGAGCAGCUGUCAUUUGUAGAUAUCACUGUGAAUAAACUCAGAAA